GGUGAUACCCGGCCUCUCGGUGAACCGUGAUCGCGCGCCGCUGACAGAUCGUCCUCUGCGUCCCUCAGGCGUGCACGCGAGGAUAACGCCGUUCACUCUCUACCAUUCACCAUGAUGUGGUCGACGUUGCUGUCGGGAGUCGUUCUACUGUCGGUGAUAUCAUCCGGUCUUUCUCGAAGCAUCAGUGAUGUCGAAGGCCGAUGGAAGCGUAGCAUCGAUCUGAACGAUAUCUACUACUCGAAAAUGCGUCAGUAUCGAUUACCGCAAGAAGUUUGGCCGAUUAGUUAUCACGUGGACAUCAAAAUACCCUUCAUCGAGAGCAACCAGUUUAAUGGUCGUGUCAAGAUCAAUCUCACCUGGACCGAGACCAGCGACAGGAUAACGCUGAACGUCCAUCCGAAUCUUGAGAUUUCGGUAGUCAACGUCAGACUGAUUAAACUGCCGGACGAUGAAGCGAUGGAAGACAAUUUAAAAUACUUCAAUAUCGCAAGGACCGAACGGGUGACUAGAAAAGCCUGGUACAUCGUUUAUCUGGAACAAAUGCUGAAGAAUGGAAGUGCCUGCGAAAUCGACAUCACGUACUUUGGAAAUCUCACGACUAAUGAGACUACUGGCCUUUACAAAAGCGCGUACAUGGAUUCCAAAGGUCGAAACCACCCCUUCAUCGCCACUCGUUUACAAUUAGACAACGCGCAGAAGAUGUUCCCCUGCAUGGACGAACCACCCUAUAAAACGACUUUCAAGCUCAGUGUAUUUUAUCCUAAAGGUCUAACGGCACUCACGAAUACGCCAGCAAUCUCUCGGCGCGAGUCGUCUGACAAGAUCGAGGAAGAGUUCGCGGAGACACCUCAAAUGUCAACGAAUCAAUUCGCCCUCGUGAUAUCCGAUCUGCAGAACAUCGAGCCCACGAACGAGAUUAAUGAGAUAAACGGAAAGAGGCUGCAGGUGAAAGUUUGGGGCCGCAAAGAAUUCAUGGAGUCGCUGCUUAAUGUCCCCAACAAAGUUGUGAGGAUCGUUAAUUAUUUCCAAGAUUACUUCAACAGCUCCCUCGGUUUACCGAAAUUGGACAUCAUGGCGAUUCCCGUGUACACCACUUCUAAAGCUUCCGACAAUUGGGGCCUCAUGUUCUUCAAGGAAAGUGAACUCAGUAGUUCUCUAUUCUGGACCACUGCGAAUGAAAUUCUCUAUCAGUGGAUCGGCCAGUCCAUUACGCCGUAUCGUCGAAACGAUGCGCCGGUUAACAAAGCUCUUAACUCGUUCUUAGCAUCCAUGGCGACAAUCGAUCUCAAUCCGAACGAGAUGGAAGGAAAAUGGCCAAUGACAAUGUUGUACCCUCUGUACUACGAAUUUGCGCAGACGGCACCUUUCUCAAGAGUGGCAGGCAUCAGACAAGAAGCAACGUGGACUAAAGCUGAAUUGGUUUUCCGAAUGCUUAAUUACUCUCUUGGGCACGACCUGUUCCAGAGAAGCGUGAGGAAUUUCCUCCAUCAGCAAUCGAAAGAAGAUUGCAGAACCUUCUUCGCCAACGAUAUCUUCACUUACCUGGACGCCAUGGCGAACAUGACGAAUAGUCUGCCGCCAGGUCUGACCAUCAACGGCAUCGCCGCCUCGUGGAUCAAUCGGGACAGAGUGCCGUUGGUCACGGUCAUUCGCGAUUACGAAACUGGAAAAAUUAAUCUCACUCAGAAAGUUUAUCUGAGAGACAUACCACCGGAAUCCACGGCGAAAGUGUCGUACCAGUGGGACAUCCCGAUCGUGAUGCAGGCGCAAGAUAAAUUGAACUUCAGCAACACCAAACCGACCGUAUGGCUGAAAAAAGAAAAUGUACCGAAGAAUUUCACUAUCCCGGACAUCACCGACAAAGAAAAUUUCAUCAUUGUGAAUCCCGAAGAAAUUGGGUUGUUCCCGGUGAACUACGACUCGUGCAACUGGAAGAUGCUGUCGCAAUAUCUGCAAGGGCCGGACCGCGAGAAGAUACCUCCGUUAACCAGGGCGAAGCUUCUGCACGACGCAUGGAACUUGGCGUACGCCGGCGAGCUGUGCUUCGGCAUCGCGAUGAACAUGACUCUCUUCCUCAAGGAAGAGAAGAGCCACGUGGUUUGGGAGCCGGUAUUCACGAUGAUUCAUCACGUCGGUCGGCGGAUCGAGGGCUGGGACGUAUAUUUGAAAUUCGAGGCGUACAUUCAAAAGUUAUUGAAGCCUCUCUACUUGGAACUUGGAGAGAAUUCGCAACCAGACGAACCCUCCUGGAAGACUCACAUGCGCGGUCUUAUGCAGAACUUCCUUUGUCGCGCUGGAUACCAGCCUUGCAUUAAGGAAGCCAGGGAUCAAUUCAAGAAAUGGAUGGACGACGAGGAGCCGGACAAAGGAAAUCCGGUCGCCAAUCAAUUUCUUUGCCCCGUGUUCAAAUGGGGCACCGACGAGGAAUGGGAAUUCGGAUUGCAGCGUGUUAUAAACUUCCCGAAGACCAGUCUGGUGAGAAAGCAAAACGAGCGCACCUACCUACUGAAGACCCUCGCCGGGUGUCCGAAGGAUGGGAAAAAGAUCCAAAGACUGUUGCAAGUGGCCGUGCUGAACCGGAAUGAGAAUUUCACGGACGCGGACAUCCACCUGAUCUUCAGCAUGCUGACUGGCAGCGCGACCGGCUACGAGACCCUGUUCUCCUUCUUGUACAGCCACUGGUACACCGUGAAGGAGCAGUUCGAGAACAAGACCUUCCUCUGGGACGGCAUCGUCAAUUUCGCCACGUCGUCAUUCAACACGCCGGACGGCUACGAGAUGGUGAGCAAGCUCUAUACGGAGCACAUUGACGAGUUCGACUCGGCGGACGCCAUCAUCAAGAAGGCGCUCAAGAUCAUCAACGAGGAGACCAAGUGGAACCAGGAGAACGUGCCUGUGAUCAACGACUGGCUCGAGAAGAACCUGUCUAAGGAGGAGCUGAAAGAGAUCUACAAAGUCACGACGCCCGCGUCCGUCCUUAACAUGACCAUCACCGUACCGACAACGGUCAAACCGCUGGACACGGUCCAGGAAGCCCUCGGAUGAAUAAGCGGAAUUCGAGUUCGAAUGCAUUACGGCAUUCCCGAUAAAGAGAGUAUAAUCUAUAUCUUCUCAGUUGCUUCGAGGUAUCCGAUUUCUUUUCUCAAUCACUAAUUCUAGCGGUAUCUUCGCUUGCUUGACAAAUAGAUAGAUAGAGUCGCACAAGAACCUUACAUAUAAUUUUUAUUAAAAUUGAUGUAAUAAAAUUGGUGUAGUCUGCGAAAAAAAGUCGAAUGAUUGGAAGACGUGAUAGCGUGAUUAAAAUGCGACGAACGUAAAAAAAAAAACUUCACUUCCCUCACCUCUCUCUCCUCUUCUAUAGAUACAGUACGUAAUUUAAAAAUGCUAAUUUCGAAAAAGUAAUGUAGUAUAUAUUUGAAUUUUUAUUUUUGUAAAACGAAUAAAAAUCGCUCGUGAUACACUUAUUAUACAGAAUGGAUGAAAUGUUUUUCUGAGAAAAAAAAUAUAUAUAUAUGAAAGCUCGUAAUUAAGAUGUAAUUUAGUUAAGAUUUAAUGUAAAGUUUAUCUCGAUGAAUAAAAUUAAUAUUAAAUAAUA
This is a messenger RNA of Wasmannia auropunctata (little fire ant), 3595 nucleotides long. RefSeq names its product aminopeptidase N. The record is from RefSeq and is a predicted model, not a curated record. The coding region runs from base 112 to 3045 and encodes 977 amino acids. Gene Ontology annotation, molecular function: zinc ion binding; peptide binding; metalloaminopeptidase activity. The transcript is spliced from 15 exons. Gene Ontology annotation, biological process: peptide catabolic process; proteolysis. Lineage: Eukaryota; Metazoa; Arthropoda; Insecta; Hymenoptera; Formicidae. Gene Ontology annotation, cellular component: cytoplasm.